This is a messenger RNA of Cylicostephanus goldi, 384 nucleotides long. The record is from the annotation of a GenBank genome assembly. Lineage: Eukaryota; Metazoa; Nematoda; Chromadorea; Rhabditida; Strongylidae.
AUGACACGACUAUUAGACAGUUACGAGAUAGAUGAUUCACCUACAAAAGCAGCUCUCGUAAUCCAGGCUUCGCUGCCUCUACUGUUCAUCUUUCCUCCUAUCUUAAUAUACGGCUUAUAUCACCUUGAAUUCAUCAACUUCACAAUUAUAGAGUAUCUAGUUAGCGUCAUUUCCGUUUUGUUAAAUAUCCCACAUUUACGUCGCAUGGUGAAAUCUGGGAUCGUGCCUAUACUUCGUUUCAGUUUUUACCCAGCAACAAGUCCAUUUGUCACGCUAUAUUUUGUGAAGCCAUUCAAUCUGGCUGUUCGUCGUUUAGUUGGGCUUCCAGUAAAGGUAGCCAAUAUCUCGAAAUAUGAACCAACUGUUAUGACUUCUAUGAAAUAA